Molecule: messenger RNA, 576 nt
Organism: Lactuca saligna
Lineage: Eukaryota; Viridiplantae; Streptophyta; Magnoliopsida; Asterales; Asteraceae
Source: the annotation of a GenBank genome assembly
AUGGUCCAGUGGGCGAAUUCGCAAGUAGGGGCGAGCAACACAAGAGGUCGUUGCCUCUUAUCUUUCAUCGAGGAAGAGCAAUCGCCGCCUCUCGGUGUGGCUAGGGGUUUCAAUGGGAAGGAGGCCAGAAAAGACAAUGGAAAUGGGGAAAAUGGUGCCAUUUUCUUGAUUUCACAAGUAAUCAGCCACUCUAAUGGUGUGUGUUCUUUACAGUCAAGUGUUUUUCAUAUAAACAACUUUGCCCUCUGUUACCCAUAUGCAUUUACACUCCAUCUUCUUCCUCAACCAGUCGUUGAAACGAGACCAUCGACCAUCACAUUCUUCAGCCACCUCUUCCCCCGCUCAAGCACUUCGUUCGCCGUUCCACCGACGUUGAUGUUGUCGGAUUCAUCCUCCGCGUCGUCGUCUUCCGCAAGUGGGUAUCAAAUUCCUUUCGGGAGGAAGUCGAUGUUGGAGGCAUAUGUUGACAUCGUUUUUAGGGCUUGGAAGGCUGCAAAUGGGGAGACAAGAGAGGAGAUAAGUUGGAAGCAUAUGCAGGCAUUGGUUGAUAUCUCAACUCAUGAGCAAGGUUAUUGA